This is a messenger RNA of Mycena indigotica, 1593 nucleotides long. Its product is annotated as Mitochondrial chaperone BCS1. Lineage: Eukaryota; Fungi; Basidiomycota; Agaricomycetes; Agaricales; Mycenaceae. The record is from RefSeq and is a predicted model, not a curated record. The transcript is spliced from 8 exons. Gene Ontology annotation, molecular function: ATP hydrolysis activity; ATP binding. Bases 1 to 1593 code for a protein of 530 amino acids.
AUGACUGAAGCCUUGUUGCCCGUCUUCCAGCAGAUACUCUCCAGUUUUACGGGAACUACCGUCGCUGCAACCACCCACAAUGUGACAGCUGAGGCGACUGCGUUUAACCCAUCGAGUGUGUCCUCAUUCCUCACGUUUCUCUUGUCAUUUUCGGCUCUCCGUGACUGGGCCAAGUUGGCCCUACUCGGCGGAAUUGUUGAAGUCUUACGACGAUUCUUGUUCGGUGGUUAUCAUACCUUGGUCGAUCUGUUCUGGAUCUCGGCGACUUUCUCGGAAGAGGAUUCGAGCUAUGAUUGGAUGAUGGUGUGGCUCUCGAAACAACCUGGCUGGCGUCAUGUACGCCAGGUACAAGUGAGCACUAAUAGUCUAGCGACCUCCCGGAUCCUCUUGGAUGGCGAGAAUGAUAUGACGCACGCAACCAAGUCAUCUCGAAAAUUGGCUUAUCUUCCCUCAUUAUCGACCACCUAUCAUCUGUGGUACAAACACCGUUGGUUGUCAGUUACCCGAGUCCAGACCAACACUGGCUGGUGGGGCUCAAAGGAGCAGACUUUGUUUGUCAACAUACUAACGCGCGACCACCGAAUUCUCAGCUCACUACUCCAAGAAGCUCGCGCAUAUCAUAUCGCAGCACAGGAACACAAAAUAUCAGUUUAUGUCUCAGACACGAACAACAAUUGGCGUAGCGUUGCUCGUCGAGAUAAACGACCUCUUGAUUCCAUUGUGUUAGAUCCUGGACAAAAAGAUCUACUAAUUGCCGACGCAAAAGAUUUCCUCAAGAGCAAGGAAUGGUAUCAACAACGAGCCAUACCACACAGACGAGGCUACCUACUUUACGGCGCUCCAGGAUCCGGCAAGUCCAGUGUAAUCCACGCAAUUGCUGGUGAACUCGGAUUGGACGUUUACAUAAUCUCGCUAUCCCGCGUCGGCUUAGGCGAUUCUGAGCUCAACGAGCUUGUCAAUGCCCUACCAGAGCGCUGUUGUGCUUUGAUGGAAGAUAUUGAUGCUGCAUUCACCAGCGGCCUUACGCGUGAAAGUAAGGCGACAAUAUCGUCCCCUGAUACGUCAGAGAAUAUGGCCGCAAAGCCGGGGACUGCUGGUAAUCCGCCUCCGACAAGCAGACUGAGCUUGAGUGGGCUUUUGAAUGCUUUGGACGGUGUUGGCGCCCAAGAGGGUCGUAUUCUCUUCGCAACUACCAACAAAUAUGAAGCUCUUGAUCCCGCACUCUGUCGUCCGGGAAGGAUGGAUGUCCAUGUCGAAUUCAAGCUCGCUAGCAGCUUGCAAGCCAAGAAACUAUUUUGUCGAUUUUAUCUUCCGACGGAAGACCCGGACUCUGUGAUCAAAUCGUCAACAGUCACAGGGACGGACUCGGGAUAUAGCUCUGAUGGCGAUGAGAGCCUUGUCCUGACGGCUGAUCGUGUUUUCUCCCCCCAACAAAUUGUGCCUUUGGCGGAUCGUUUCUCUGAAGCCAUUCCGGAGCGCACAUUCUCCAUGGCUGCACUUCAGGGUUUCUUGAUGACUUGCAAGGCGAGACCAGAGAUGGCUGCUAAAACGGUCAAAGCUUGGGUGGAAAGGGAGCGCAACAACGGAGAGUAA